This is a messenger RNA of Zonotrichia albicollis (white-throated sparrow), 2444 nucleotides long. Lineage: Eukaryota; Metazoa; Chordata; Aves; Passeriformes; Passerellidae. The record is from RefSeq and is a predicted model, not a curated record.
CCCCAGGGAUCCCCUCUGACUCUGUCCAAGCAGGGCUGGGGAGCCUGGGGAAUUUGCAUUUGAAAUUCUGGGGGUUGGAUGCUGCUUUGCUGUGGUUCCAGUUGAGUGAUGGAGUGUUGGGGUAUCACAGGUCGCAGUGGGGAGGGUGGGUUUGGGCACCUUGAUCUCUGGGCUUGGGCAUCUGGAACCCUUUGGACUUUGUUGUACAGAAAUGGGGUGGAGGCGCACAUGGAAAAAGAGACAUUUGCCUAAUCUUUGAUGAAAAGCAGGCAGGAGGAAGCAGAAACGUCACAGUGGUUUUUUAAACCUGAGAUAAAACCACCUGACUCAUCUUAGAGCCGCUCCUCUCUGGGCCGUGGUGCCAGCCAAACCUGCUCCCUGAGGAGAGGGCUCUGCCAUCCUGGCUCUAGCUGGGGAUGCUGUGGGACCCCACAAGCAACCUUCUAAACCCCAUGGCUGACAUUGGUUUAUCUCUCCCCCUCCCCUCUGGGCUUGCAGGAGGGAAGAUACUCGGGGUGCUGGCGCUGUUUCUGGUGAUGGUUUGGUACUCGAUCUACCGGGAAGACAGGUACACACAGCUCUUUUAUUUCCCUGUACAAGAAAACAACAAGACAACGUGUCCCCUUGGGGAGGUGGAAAAGAAAGCGGCGCAGCUCAUCGGGAACUACACGAGGGACCACCCACUGUUCUUGCAGCUGAAGGACUAUUUCUGGGUGAAGACGCCGUCGCUCUACGAGCUGCCCUACGGCACCAAGGGAAGUGAAGACGUCCUGCUGCGCCUGCUGUCCAUCACCCAAUACUCCCUGCCCGAGAGCAUCCAGAGCCUCAAGUGCAGGAGGUGUGCCGUGGUGGGCAACGGCCACCGGCUCCGCAACAGCUCCAUGGGGGACACCAUCAACACCUACGACGUGGUGAUCAGGCUGAACAACGCCCCGGUGCAUGGUUAUGAGCAGGACGUGGGCUCCAAGACCACCAUGCGCCUCUUCUACCCUGAGUCAGCCCACUUCGACCCCCGGACUGAGAACAACCCCGACACGCUGCUGGUGCUCGUGCCCUUCAAGCCCAUGGACUUCCAGUGGAUGGAGGCCAUCCUUAACGACAAGAAGAGGGUUCGCAAAGGGUUUUGGAAACAGCCCCCACUGAUCUGGGACGCCAACCCGGAGCAAGUGCGCGUCCUCAAUCCCUACUACAUGGAAGUAACUGCUGCUAAACUGCUCAACCUCCCCAUGAAGCAACCACGGAAGGUCAAACAGAAGCCCACCACGGGGCUGCUGGCCAUCACCUUGGCACUGCACUUCUGUGACGUGGUGCACAUCGCGGGCUUUGGCUACCCCGAUUCGGCCAACAAGAAGCAAACCAUCCACUACUACGAGCAGAUCACACUCAAGUCCAUGGCCGCAUCGGAGCACAACGUGUCACACGAGGCCGUGGCCAUCAAGAGGAUGCUGGAGCUGGGACUCGUCAGGAACCUCACCUAUUUCUGAGGGUGGCAGGGCAGCGCAGGGACACCGUCCCCAGGGCGAGGGGACACCGUGCCCAGGACAAGGAGACACCGUCCCCUGCAGCGAGGGGACACUGCUGGCACGGCUAGAGUGACCGAGGGCACAGCAUUGUUGUCACUGCUGCCACCAUGGCCUGGGACUCCUGGAGCAGGGCUGGGGCUGGGCCCGUGCUGGACCGCGGGUGCCCGGGGUGCUGGGGCGGCUCUCGGGGUGCAGGGAGCCCGGCCGGGCCGUGGCCCUGAGCCUUUUCUACUGAAGCACUGAAGCUACCAAGGACUUGAGGGGGUUUUUGGGGUAGGGGGGUCCUCCCUCCCAGCGGGCCUGAGGGGGUGAGCCAGGGCAGGAGCCCUUGCCCUGGACAUUCUCUUUCCCUUAAUUCCCUCAUACACUGACGAGGGCCCUGCUGAGGGGCUGAUUUUGGGGUCCUGGCCCCUCCCUGCCCAGGGAAUGGGAGCCUUUGGAGGUUCAUGUUGCCUCCUCCCUGCCCUGGACCUCCCCCCAAAUAUUUAAUUCCCUCCCUUUUUUUUAAUUUCCUUUUUUACUUGGUGGUCCUGUCCUGUGCCUUAGCGCUGGCGUAGGGACUCGUCCCCACAGCCCCCCUGGGUGGGGGCACCCUGGGCUGCUUGGCUUCGGGGUCUGCCAGGGCCCUUUGGUGGUGCAGAUUAAUUUAAUUAAUUUAAAUGCUUAUUUAUGGUGGAGCCUUCCCCCAGGGCCUGCAUGCCACUGGUGUCAGGGACAAGGGCCCUUGGGUGGGCUGGUGUGUGCUUGGCUCCAGGGUGGGCAUUUGGGAUGUCUCCCACCAUGGAGGGGUUGACCUGGUGCCUUCUCCCUGCUGGUGUAGGGUCCCCUCUGCCCCCGUGGGGCUGCAGGUGUUGGGGGGACCCAUGGAUGGGGGUGUUUGGGCUCAUGUUGGCACCCAAUAAAGUCCUGGUGAGGCUGGGA